AGUUCUACUUUAUCACAGCUCGAAUUGGAUUCAAAUCACUGGAAUAAUUGGACAGGUUGUUUUGUAUUGUUCAUGAUGGAUUUGUCAUCAGCUUAUUCAGUUAACGUUAGUGAGGCAGUAGUUGAGCAGUAUCUUUAUACAACUUUUGAUAAAGCCGUUGUUGCCGGUUUCAUGCCUAUUAUCGUAAUUUUUGGAAUCCUUGGAAACACUGCCACUAUUUUAGUUCUGAACAGAGGCCAUCGACUACAUAACACGGUCAACAUUUACUUGAUAAACUUAGCACUAGCGGAUCUUUUAUUUCUUCUGAUAGCCCCAGAUUUGAUUUUCAUCUCUUACCUUCACAAUGCAAUUCACGAUUACUUCGACAUGAAUGUAAACGUUUUCUUCUGUAAAAUGAUCUACUAUUUAUCGGACUCUGCCGUACAAUGUGCAGCAUUUACGAUAGUAUGGAUGUCAUUGGAACGAUAUAUCUCAAUUUGUCGACCGUUGUUAUUUCGACGAUGGGGAUUCGCCUCCAGGAAUCGCGCCAUCAGAAUCUGCAUCAUCAUUUGGCUGCUUGUAUUGACUUUUCAAAGUCGGAAGCUCUUUCUAGUGACGAGCUUCGUGUAUGAAUUUCCCUGGCCUGAUAUGUACAUGGGACUUCCGAAUACGACAAGAAUUUGUACAAAUUGUAACCUGUUUCCCGGUUACGAAGCACAGUGUGACGCGGUAGUAUGGCUGUUAAUCAUAGAAACUACUGUUUCCUUCAUUAUAGUGUUUGUGAUAAUUAUAAUCUAUUCUAUAUUACUGCAAACACUUCGUAAUUCACCUUUUACGGACUCAAAUUCGACCGGUGGACGAUUAAAAUUACGGGCCGAGAAAAAAGUCUUCCAAACACUGUUCAUCACUGUCAGUGUGUAUGUCAUCUGUUUUGCGCCAUUUCUUACCAUAAAUCUUAUAAUUACAUUUUCAGACAUACAAUUUAGAACACUGGUGGGCUUGCUAAAUAUAGCACGUGUACUGGUGUAUACGAAUUCAGCCGUAAAUCCCGUUAUAUACAAUGCAACGAACAAGAUUUAUAGACAAGCCUUUGCCGAGAUGUUUUGUUGUCGAGAACCGGUUCUUCAUCGCAAACUACAGACAUCAAUCAUGACCGAGGAGACACAUCAUUGAAUGUCACGUCUACUGUAAUCUUGCAGCAUUGUUUCAGUGUACCAGUUUCUGGAGGUGAAUUUGUCUUGUGUUAUACAACCAACCGACAACCAUUAGGAAUGGACUGAGAAAAAAAAAACUAAGUGUGUGUGGAGAUAACUAGGUCUACUUUUUUCUCUCCAAAAAGCAUAUUGUCAUAAAUUGCACAUUAGUGGCUUUUUAUUAUUACAUCCACACAACCGAACUGCAAUGUACCGCUCUCACAGGUCAUGUAGGCCUACGUCACAAUGAGCAUGAUUGGACAUAACAUUAUCGUAUGUUGUACGUUAAAACUUGCAACAUUUUUCGUUUUAGAUGAUCGUACGCAGGACGUAUGAACAAACACCAUUAAAGACAUUACAUAGAGGUAUAAACCUCACUAGAAAAUCGCAAGGAAAAUAUUUAAAUAUAUAUUGUUGUUAUAGAUGUACCUUAGAUACAAACCAGUUUCUUGUUUUAAAACUACUGCUAAGUGUACAUCGUAUUUGCGGAGAAUAGCACCGCUACAUGUUUGGCUCUGUCCCUUAAAAUGAUACCGCAAUUGCAGGUCUGUCUAUAUUCUCAGAGCAAUGUAUAAGAUUUAUGUAAAGUGUGAUAGGCCUAUAAUCCAACUUACCUUGGGAUGAAAACCAUGUAAAAUAGUGUUAAUUAUUGUAUAAUUUCCGUUUUCUUUUUUGAUUUGUAAAUUUGUUACAUAUUGGCUUUUUAAACAUAAUAUUAAUACACGUUGAAGUGAUUUGCAAGUAUUACUCAUGACAAAUUUGUUCUUUGCUAAAUGUAAUUAUACACACUAAAUCAAUCGACUGACCCACAGACCGUCAGAUAAACCGACCAACUGCUGACCGAUCGACCGAAUGACUGGCAGAUUGACUGACUUACCGACCGACAGACGAAUGGCCGAUUGUCAGACCGAAUAACUUACCGACCGAAUGACCGACCGCCAGGCCAACCAUCAGACAAACCGAAUGGCCGACAGACCGACUAACUGGCCGACCGACCGACCGACCGAGAGAGAGGCUGACUGACUGACUGACCGAAUGCCAGACCGACCGACCGACCGACCGACCGACAGCGGGCAAAAAGACCAAGCGGUCGGCCAACCGACUUACCGGUCGAUCGAUUAAUUAAUCAAUUGAUUAUUCAGUUGAUCGACCGACCAACUAAACAAUCAACCACAUAAUGACCAAUUGAUCAUCUAUGUUCCAUUAAACAGUCAUUCUCCUACGUUAAGAAGUACCUUACCAAUACAGUUUUUUGUUUUUAGAUAGUACAUAAAAUUGUAAUUUAAUAAGAGAAUUUGGUAAAUAGUACAUUGGAUAUUCAACCUAAUUGGUACCUGGUAUAAUAAUAAUAAUACCUGUAAUAAUAUUUUAUUAAAUAUUAUGUUCACAUGUAUAACCCUUAUUAUAGUUUUGUUUGAUACCCAUUUGAUUUCCAUCAAAUACUACGUACCUUGAAACAUUGUUUUGAGCGAACUAUAUUUUGUUACGUUUUAUUUCAUUAGUUAAAUAUAAUCGUUCUUCUUUUUGUAGUCUAAUAAACAAUGAUUGUUAUGAUAAAAACUUUGACUUACAAUUAAUUUUGUUUUUUUCUUUAUAUUAAUUCACAAAGUGGAGCUACUGUAACUUGGUGAGUAAGACGCUUGCCUGCUAAACCUAGUGUCCACAUGGUUCGAUUCCUGUUAAGAAUGACUAAAACAACUCUACUCCUUAAGUCUAAAGCCCUGUAUGCCCAUAUAUAGUCAUGACGUGCCUAUAUAUGGUCAUAAUGUGAUGUUAUCAUGACCAUAUUUAGGCACAAUGGCGAGUGUACUUACUAUUUAGAAAGAAAAUAUAACAUAAUGUAAAAAAAUUAAUGCAUUUAUAUAUAACAAAACAGAAAUAUUACAAAAAAAGCGAAACAUUGCUUUGAGAUCAAUAUUUACAGUGAGUAACGUCUUAAUGGAAUUAAUAACAUACGACCUCAUGCAAGAAGCUGAACUGCAACAAUUUUGACUAAUCUAUGUGUAACUUAAACUUAUAAAAAAGUGCUGCGCAAUAAACUAAUACCGUAGAUAAUAAAGCUUAGAAAAAGUAAAGCAGAUUUAAUAAUAACUUGCAAUUAAACACGGUGUUUGAUUUUAUUACAGAACAUAGCACUAUCUAUUAAGACGUGUGGAACAAAAUUUACGAAUUCGCUCUAUCGUUGAAAAUUAUUUUGGAAAAUUUAAAGUUAACCGUGUUUGCGAAUUAUGAUGGGCGUAUUGAAAUUCACAUGCUAUUCCCGAAAAUUACAUAAUUUCCAUAUCAGUAGCAGUGUCUUUUUGUCGGUGUUCUCAAUUCAAUUUAAUCAGGAUUUGUAUUCACAUCUGUGAUGGAAAUUGAGCGGAUAGGAUAAUGCACUCAGAGGAUAGGUUAAUCAAUAUGAAUUUAUCAAUUAAUUAUUCAAUGAAUAAAUCAACCAAUUGAUCGAUUUGACUAACCUACCAACAGACCGACCAACAAAGCAACUGACCGACCAACACCGAUCACCCAAACUACGAAUUGACGACUCUGGUCGAACAAUCAACCACCCAACCAACCAACUGACAGAUCGACAGACAGGCAAACCAAUCUAUAAAUGACUGACCAACCAUCUAAUUAACUAAUGAAUGAAUGAAUGAAUCAAUGAAUCAAUCAAUCAAUCUAAAAGUAUAAUAUACACAAUCUGCUUUUUUUUUUUACAGUAUCUGUACUUGAAAUUGUAAUAAUGCAAGGUACUUUAAUAAAGGAAUUCAAUACAAUAGAAUGUAGGAUAUACAACCUAUGUGGUAGUGGUACGUGGUAUAAUAUUAUUAUUAAUUGAUUAUACAUUUAUUGGCCUAAUUAUAAUUUUAUUUGAUUUCCUUCAAAUACAACUUUGUAGUUUCCUUUUGACGAGGGCACUAUAUUUUCAUCUUGGUGUUUGAUAUCAUUAGUUAAAUAUAAUUUUGGUUUUUUUUAAAUCUAAUAAA
Messenger RNA from Anneissia japonica, 4141 nucleotides. Its product is annotated as neuropeptides capa receptor-like. Gene Ontology annotation, cellular component: plasma membrane. The transcript has 2 exons. The coding region runs from base 73 to 1152 and encodes 359 amino acids. Gene Ontology annotation, biological process: G protein-coupled receptor signaling pathway. The record is from RefSeq and is a predicted model, not a curated record. NCBI's taxonomy places the organism in Eukaryota, Metazoa, Echinodermata, Crinoidea, Comatulida, Comatulidae. Gene Ontology annotation, molecular function: G protein-coupled receptor activity.